Necator americanus (New World hookworm) is the source of this 3165-nucleotide messenger RNA. RefSeq lists its product as uncharacterized. The record is from RefSeq and is a predicted model, not a curated record. The transcript has 28 exons. NCBI's taxonomy places the organism in Eukaryota, Metazoa, Nematoda, Chromadorea, Rhabditida, Ancylostomatidae. The coding region runs from base 1 to 3165 and encodes 1054 amino acids. Gene Ontology annotation, molecular function: retinoid binding; retinol transmembrane transporter activity.
AUGCCAUCACUUCUGCCGUUCCCGGCCGCUUCACUCUUUUAUGUCAUCGUUUUCCUGCUGGUUCAGGAAGCUACGACUCAAUGUAGGCCACAGUUAACGUAUCCUGAACUAGAACCAUUACAGUACAAUGGUUCAUGGUUCAUAAUUGCCCGGAAAGCGCCUUCAUCCGGAUCAUUCUUGCCAUCACACCUGAAUUCAUCCCUCAUACGCUUGGAAGUCGACGGUGAUCAGCGUCUGAAUAUGACUGAAUACCAUUCUGUAAACGGAACGUGUAUGCCACCGCUCUUUGGCGUCUGGAAAAAGAAGGAACUCGGCUACUUCAUGGAGGUGCGCACGGAAAACGGCUACUUAUUUUCAAUGGGAUUACGAGCGAUUUAUCACGACUAUUCUGGAGAACAAAAUGAAGAGAUGAAUAUGGUCGUCUACGGUUGUUCCCAGGACGAUGGUUACGGGAAUUGUAAGCCUAACGAAGAACUUGUUAUGAUUAUGAGCAACUCCCGUCAUCCACAAACGUUGCAGCUGUUCAAAUCAGCAAAACUGAUUGAAGAUGCUGCUUGCAUAGACAUCUUGCAAUUCAAAACUCUGGACACUUACACCGCAUGUGGUGAUGAAGUCGUGGAUGAAGACCAGAAGCUUAUCCAUGCAAGGAUCGACGAAAACAAUGAAUUCGUGGAUGUCGAAUGUCAGGUGGAGAACCAAAAAACCCCAAUAACAAAUAUCAGCAACUUUUUCGACGAACCUCGAGUGCUUACCGUAACAGCGUACAUUGAUCCAUCGUUGGUGAAUGAACAAAUAGCUCACAUAAGUUGUGUCUACGUGAAUCAAUCUUCUGCUACAUGCGAGUGGAUAAGAAACAACAAGUGCUCCAAGUCUCAACUGAGUCAAAGCAUCAACGGUGCUUCCUCGCUGAAGAUGUUGACCAACUAUACUCGCCUUGACGGAAAUGAGACAUCGAUCGACUGGUCCGGCACAAUAAUAUGGGAAAAUGGUGACGAAUACAUAUCAAUGCACUGCUUGGUAAUCGGCGAAGAUGGAGCAUGCGAUUCCUGGAGGGUAUAUGUCUGGUCUGAUGAGGAUCACAUGGACCAACCAACGAUCAACGAAAUCUACAGACAGCUGCAGGCGUUUUGCAUUGAUCCUACUGAUCUAGUUUUUCUCAACACUUUUCAUGAAUGCUCAAACGAAUCUUCUACGACGCCCGCGAACAAAUCCUGUGGUGCAGUUGAUGGAUGGUCUCCGCUAAAUACAGCAAUGUUGCAGGGUGUUUGGUACUUCGCUGCAGAUUUGAAUGCAGACCCUAAAAUAUUCCUGCAGUCGGCGGUGAUCGCUCUUACUCCCAAUGAAACUAAUCCUUCAACGAUGCACAUACGGUAUUAUGCUCAGAAAGAGGCCGAUAGUGAAUGCGUCGGUCCACACGAAGGCGAAGCUAUUCUUCUAGAAAAUUCGACGUUGCUCAUAACCAUUGAGUAUCGCUACACUCUAGUACCAAAAUUUCGGAAUACGAUGAAAUUCAGUUACCAGGUGUUGUACAUCGACAACCAGCGUGCUGCUCUCUAUUGGUGCUAUCAGCGUGCCCAGAAUGUUCUGGAAAUAAAGAUACUGCGAGGGACGAUCGCUUCCACUCGCCUCGAUCAUAUCCGCAAUGAAGAAGAUCCAGCAAAGACUGGAGAUGGCCGUUUUAUGCUGUGGAACAGCAAGUCAAGAGAUCGGUCCCGCCACUUCUCACACAAUGAUCUCUCUAUGGUACUGCCAUAUUUGGAGAAGGUGUGUAUUGAGAAGGACAAUCUUCGCUGGUUUGAUCUCCAUUUGACACUUUCCCAUUACGACGUCCUUCACAUCCUCACGGAUGUGCAGGAGCCGAAAUGUUUGGUUCAUCAAGUGAAAGGAGUACGUGCUGAUCUUACCUCGAUUGAAAAGGCUGGAACAUGGUUUCUGAUGGCAAGAUUCGACGAAAUGGCGCUCGAUACGUAUGCGAUGGUUAUGCGAAUAACCACCGUUUCUCAAACGUCCGCAGUUUUACGACUCUUCCAGUCUGCAGCUCUUCCUGGUGAACCAUUGGAUUGUUUCACUCGUGUUUUUACUGUGAAGGAACUCCAGAAUGGUACUGACUUUUUCUACGAGCUACACUUUGAGGCCUCCACGAAGAAUUCCACAACGAUGAUCUUCCGUUUCCUCUUCUUCAAUCGACAUGUGGGAGUGUUGUACUCGUGUUUGAGCAUUUCACAUGAUGGUAAAUGCGAGGAACGCGCAAUUUAUGUGAUCUCACGGCACGAAACCAUCGACCAUGCCGAACUGAUCGUGCUCGAGAAAGUGGCGAAAGCAGUUUGUGUGGAUCCGCAAGUACUGUACCAUACUGCUUUCUUUGACGAAUGUGUCUAUGACCAUGCUCAGCUUAGACCACCAGUUUGUGGUGCAAUCGAGGCGAAAUCGUCGAUUGCCGAAUGGACGCCUCUGAAUGAAGAACUGAUAAGGCUCACCUACGGUUCAAUUACGUAUCAUGCGGUUGCGUCCAGCGAUCUACUAGCAAACCCGUUUGCACUUCGUUUCAGUGGGAACGGCACCGAGAAGAUCUCCGAUGGGACAACCGGAUGCGAUGUGACACCAGUCACCGUAGAAUUCUCAGCACGGAAUCGAUUGCUGGUUCGUGUAAACGGAGAGGUCGUACUUCUUCAUCCGACUGCGUCAAGAUCGGAAUUAUUUCUGAAAGAAGCUCAAAUGACUGGAUCCUUACCUUGUCUAAAUCCUAUUGAAGAACGAAAUGGUACAUGUGAAGAACUUCGUACUCCUUCUUGCCGUGGUGCUACCUCCUUACGAAUGGCCGAACAGUUGCACGGGGAAUGGGUUUUACACGCAGCCGAUCCGACAUAUGUGUUGAAUUGGAAAUGUGUGGUGAAACCGUACGGGACGAAUCAGCACGAAUUCUCCUGUCUUAGUGAAGGCUGGUACGGUGAAUGUGAACGUGAGACGGUAGCCGUGCUAACAGUGGAUGCAUGGGGUGGAUUUCAAUUCUCCAUCGACUCACCAACUCAUAUACCAUCUGAGCUUAUGUCAUCCGGAAAUAUUUCCGUCACCACAGACAGAUUAAUUCUGAUGAGCGAUGAGUUUAGCGGACGAGUUGUCGGAUUUCUGCAUAUGGCCGUUACCAUCACAAACUCGUACCCGUGA